Messenger RNA from Erinaceus europaeus (western European hedgehog), 5688 nucleotides. It is a transcript of the gene GPR4, whose product is annotated as G protein-coupled receptor 4. The record is from RefSeq and is a predicted model, not a curated record. Gene Ontology annotation, cellular component: membrane. Bases 956 to 2023 code for a protein of 355 amino acids. Lineage: Eukaryota; Metazoa; Chordata; Mammalia; Eulipotyphla; Erinaceidae. Gene Ontology annotation, biological process: G protein-coupled receptor signaling pathway. The transcript is spliced from 3 exons. Gene Ontology annotation, molecular function: G protein-coupled receptor activity.
AGCCGGGAAGAGAAGCGCCUCCGCCCGCCCGCCGGUCCCCGCGCCGCCGUCGAGCCCGCGCCCGGACGCUGGAGCCUCCCCGGGAGCAGCCGGCGGCCGCCCCGUCCACGCCGCGCAGGUGGGGACCAGGGACUCAAACCUGGACCCUUGUGAAAUGUAAUAUGUGCACUCAACCAGGCCCUGCAAAGCCAGCUCUGAGGCUGGGCUUCCUCAUCCGACUACUCAGCUCCAGUGGGACCAAGCCGGAGCCGACCAAGACCUUACUCACCUCCUUCCUGUUUCUUAAAACGUUUUCCUGGAUACUUUCUUUUUCUGUAAUCUUGGGGUAACCUCAGGGUUACCCCAUUUCUUUAUUUCUUUUUUUUUUUCUUCCUGGGGUUCUGACAUGCCCGUAGCUCCACCCACAUAACCUAGUCUUCUCAACUAACUGUUGGCCUGUUGGUCUGCAGUCUGUCCUAUCUCAACCCAUGCUCUACAGAGACAGACACCCCUCUCAUAGAUUUCCACCCCACCAUCACUUCAGCUCUGCCCCAUUUGUCUCCUAUAUCUGCCUCUCACCACAGCCCAGGGAUGUUUUCAUCUCCUCUCUGAACAGUCCCCUCAUCCAUUUUGUGUGAUACCUCAUGCUCUCUUAUGCAUACCCCUGGGUCUAUUUAAAAAAAAAAAAAAAGCAAAUAAACCUUGACACAGGUCUUAGUUAAUCCCACCACCUCCCAUCUCCUUGAACUAAUCUUUAUUCCUCCUCCCACUCAUCCUUCUCAAGCUCUACCCUUUCCUGGUGGGGCCUGAUCCACAAGUUCAAGGUCGCUCUCCCCUCUUCUCCUUAGGAGACCUCUCACCAUGUCCCCCUGAGUCUCCCAGGACGGGGCUCUCCGGGCCCAAUGGCCUCCCGCCCCCGCGGGCCCCAUAGCCCCCGUGGGCCGGGGCCAGAGCCUAGGAAGCCCCAGGGCGGAGGAUGGGCAACCGUACGUGGGAGGGUUGCCACGUGGACUCGCGGGUGGACCACCUGUUCCCGCCCUCCCUCUACAUCUUCGUCAUCGGCCUGGGGCUGCCCACCAACUGCCUGGCCCUGUGGGCUGCCUACCGCCAGGUGCGCCAGCGCAACGAGCUGGGCGUGUACCUGAUGAACCUGAGCAUCGCCGACCUGUUGUACAUCUGCACCCUGCCGCUCUGGGUCGACUACUUCCUGCACCAUGACAACUGGAUCCACGGGCCCGGCUCCUGCAAGCUCUUCGGCUUCGUCUUUUACACCAACAUCUACAUCAGCAUCGCCUUCCUGUGCUGCAUCUCGGUGGACCGCUACCUGGCCGUGGCCCAUCCCCUGCGCUUCGCCCGCCUGCGCCGGGUCAAGACAGCCGUGGCCGUGAGCUCCGUGGUCUGGGCCACCGAGCUGGGGGCCAACUCGGCCCCCCUGUUCCACGACGAGCUCUUCCGGGACCGUUACAACCACACCUUCUGCUUCGAGAAGUUCCCCAUGGAGACCUGGGUGGCCUGGAUGAACCUCUACCGGGUCUUCGUGGGCUUCCUCUUCCCCUGGGCCCUGAUGCUGCUGUCCUACCGGGGCAUCCUGCGGGCGGUGCGGGGCAGCGUGUCCACCGAGCGCCAGGAGAAGGCCAAGAUCAAGCGGCUGGCCCUCAGCCUCAUUGCCAUCGUGCUGGUCUGCUUCGCCCCCUACCACGUGCUGCUGCUGUCCCGCAGCGCCGUGCACCUGGGCCGCCCCGGGGACUGCGGCUUCGAGGAGCGGGUCUUCUCCGCCUACCACAGCUCGCUGGCCUUCACCAGCCUCAACUGCGUGGCCGACCCCAUCCUCUACUGCCUGGUCAACGAGGGGGCCCGCGGCGACGUGGCCAAGGCCCUAAACCACCUCCUGCGCUUCCUGGCCAGCGACAAGCCGCAGGAGAUGGCCAACGCCUCCCUCACCUUGGACACUCCGCUCACCUCCAAGAGGAACAGCCUGGCGGCCAGGGCCCUGGCGGCCCAGGGGGACCAGGUGCCGCUCAGGAUGCUGCCCCCUGCUCAGUGAGCCUCGAGCCCUUCCCGCCCUUCCUCUUGGGCCGCUGCAUGCAAAUCGUAUGUAAAUGAGUAUGUAUCAGCCACUGAGAACAUGAAUAUUCAUGAAGGAAACAUGAACCCACCCAGUCUCGUGGUCUGGUUGGGAAAGAUUACAAGCAAAUCAGUUACAUCUUAUUUGCAUAUUCAUGAGCCAAAAAGGAACUCUGUAUGUGAGGUUGGUGGGACCCUGGUCCACUGGCAUCCCCUAUCAUGACACGCCUCUCCACCCCACCCCCACCCCAGUUCAGUUGAUCUUGCCUGGCUCUGUUAGGUGAUGUUGGUGACACAGCAGUGAUAAACUACAGCCCUGGUUGGUCCUGCCCUCAUGGGCUCCCACCCCAAGUGGGAGAAAUAUCUGUAUCCUGGGAUGACCCAGAGUGGGCAGGGCUUAAUCUGGAGAACCCAGGGUCUAGGAGAACCAAAGAUGGGGCCUCUGGCCUGGCCUGGAGACCAGGUAGGGCUUCCUGAAGGAGUCAGAUAUUUGGUUUCCAGAAGAUAGAGAAAGGAGUUUCUAAAAACUUCUUUUGGGAGUCAGGCGGUAGCUCAGCGGGUUAAGCCUAUGUGGCACGAAGCACAAGGACCGGUGUAAGGAUCCCGGUUCGAGCCCCAGGCUCCCCACCUGCAGGGGAGUCGCUUCACAGGCGGUGAAGCAGGUCUGCAGGUGUCUAUCUUUCUCUCCCCCUCUCUGUCUUCCCCUCCUCUCUCCAUUUCUCUUUGUCUUAUCCAACUACGACGACAUCAAUAACAACAAUAGUAACUACAACAACAAUAAAACAAGGGCAAUAAAAGGGAAAAUAAAUAAAUAUUUUAAAAAGUUUUUAAAAAACCUUCUUUCCAGCAAUGGAGUAAAAACAUCUGUGACUGGAGGGGAGGUGGGAGGAGAAAUUCUCUAAAUGUAGGGUACUUGUGUUUUGCCAAGAGAGCAGAAAAGAACAGCACUUUUUUUUUUCUCACGGUUUUUAUUGACCAAGGCAUGUAUUAUUACAUCAAAAGAGGAACAUUAAAGUAUUUUUUGCAAAGGUACAUAAAUCAGGGUAGUUAAUGCUUGACCACUAGGGUAUUACUGUAUGUGUCACAUAUCACAUAGACUCGGGCACCGUACAAGAUGCUAUUGUCUAAAUUCAUUACCACUUUGUACAUUCCAUACUCUUUGAGAGACUGGCUUCUCAUCAGAGUAUAUACACUUUCAGCCUGUUGUCCAUAAGGGCCUACUCACCCAUCGUUAACUCUCAGCAUUCACCAGAUGCUCAUUCAUCAGAGAACAGGAACUAUAACAAAGGGAACUGAGCUACCGCAUUCUAAUACAUAGCUCUUAAUAGUUAAGGAAAUGAAACAGCAAAAAUUUUUCUGAGCUUCAAGAUAAAUUUAGAUAGCAUUUACCAGGAGAUGUAGAGAGGAGAUAAUAAGAACCCUAGUGAAGGGUUUGAGCAGACUGGCUGGGGAAGCGGCUUCAGGAUCAGAGGAAGGGGUUUAUUCAUCCACUGAGUAGGGGUCUAUCUAUACAUGCUCUCUGGCCCCAUGCCAACUGAGGCUGACAAGACAAGACAAGGGUUUUGACCAAGACCUCCCGGGCCCCACCCUCAUGGAACUCUGCAUCAGCAAUGAAUAAAAACAAACAGAAUGUCUAAGAUGGUAAAUAUAACGGGGAAACAAACAAAAAGAACAGAAAAAAAAAGUGAUUGGGGGGAGUCUGGCGGUAGCACAGCGGGUUAAGCGCACGUGGCGCAAAGUACAGGGACCAGUCAGGAUUCCGGUUCAAGCCCCCGGCUCCCCAUCUGCAGGGGCGUCGCUUCACAAGCGGUGAAGCAGGUCUACAGAUGUCUCUCUGUCUCUCUUCCUCUCUCCCUCUUCUCUCUCUCAAUUUCUCUCUGUCUCUAUCCAAUAACAAAUAAAGCUUAAAAAAUUUUUUUAAAAAAGUGAUUGGGGAAAACUACUUACUAGCAGAGCACCUGGCUUUAAUGCCUGAGGUUUCUAGUUUGACCCCCAGCACUGCAUGUACUGGAGUGGUGUUGUCUGGUCUCUCUCCUUUUUGUCUUAUGUGAAUCUCUCUCCUCAUAUUUAAUAAAUAAAAUGUUGAAUAGUGAAAGGACAGAUUGAUAUGAGGUCUAAUCUAGAUAAAAAGGUUAGGGGUGGUCCCUUGAGGCUGGGUAGCGGCACACCUGGUAGAGCACACGUCACAAUGCAUAAGGGCCCAGGUUCAAGCACCAGGUCCCCACCUGCAGGGGAAGCUUCACGAGAGGUGCUGCAGGUGUCUUUCUUCCUCUCUCCCACUCUAUCUUCUCUAUCAAUUCUUUCUAUCUAAUAAAUAAAGUAGAAGAGGAAGAAAGAAAAGGGGAAAAGAAAGAAAGAGGCACCAAGGCAAAGAGUUGAAGGUGAAGGGGUCAGCCCUGUGACUGUCAGGGGAAACUACAUUGCAGACAGAAAGAACAGCAGAACCCCCCCCACCACCACCAUUGUUUUAGAGACAGGAGUGACCAGAGCACCACUCCACCACCCACAGAGUUCCCUUGCUGCUAUUUAUGAUGCUACCAUGUUUGUCAGGGUCCAAACCCAAGGCCUUGUGUAUGUAAGACACUACCAGGUGAACUCUGUCUUGAUCCUCUAUUCUUGACCAGAGCACUGCUCAGCUGUGGCAUAUGGGGGUGCUGGGGACUGAAUCUGGAACCUUGGAGCCCCAGGUAUGAAAGUUUCUUUGCAGAAUCACUGUGAUAUCUCCCCUGUCCAUGAUCUUUGAUUUAAAUGUUAAUAGAGCCAGAGGGUAGCGCAGCGGAUUAAGCGCACAUGGCACAAAGCACAAGGACUGAUUAGGAUCCCGGUUCAAGCCCCCGGGUCCCCACCUGCAGAGGAGUUGCUUCACAGGCGGUGAAGCAGGUCUGCAGGUGUCUGUCUCUCUUCCUCUUUAUCUCCCCCUUCUCUCUCAAUUUCUUUUUUUUCUCUCUCAAUUUCUCUCUGUCUCUAUCCAAUAACAAAUAAAUAAGUAAAUAAUUUUUUAAAAUCCGAAGAAAAAAAAAAAGAGCCAGAGGGGAAGAAUAUGAAGUGGGGAACAGACUGUGGUAAGGGCAGGAGGCAGGAGCCCUGUAGAGGUUAUCUGCUGAGAUCCAAAAGCAGGUGGGUGGCAGCAUGCUGGACCAAGCAGGGACAACAGUCAUCUCUAGAAUUCACAUGGAAGAGACACUGAGCUGAAGGAUCAGAAAGGCCUGAGGGACUGUGUGAGCGGAGCCCCUUGCCCAUCCUGGGAAAUGUGACCAGGAGGCUGCAGCUAUAAGGACGCCUGGGAACAAGCCCAGGGCGGUCACCGGCAAGGCCAAGUGACUAGGCCAGGGUCACACAGCCGGUGAGUCAGUGCCGGGCCAUCCCAGGGUCCCUCUCUCCUCCCUGUCUCUGUUGCUGUUCCCACGCCUCCAGAGUGGCCACGGCAGCCUGCCCAGGCUAAUGAUGUCCCCUCCCCUCCCCCCGGCUCUCAGGGGUCACCAGGCUGGAGAGCAGAAGGAAGCACCCAGUUCUGGACAGGCCCCGCCCUUUCUGGUAGGUCACCUCCCUUUCUUCCUCCCUGUGUGUGUGUGUGUGUGUGUGUGUGUGUGUGUGUGUCUCCAAGUUCCUGAGAUGUAAGGAUCUCCAUACACUCCAUGAGCAACA